AUGGUUAUGGAAAUCAGGAAAAGCAAGACCAGAGAAGACUGGAAAGAAGUUGCAAUGAUUAACGUCACAGGAUCCUACAUCCUGAAAACUUAUCAGAACUUGGAAAUUUAUUCUAUCACUUCUGAUAAAUGUUAUCCUGAAUCUGAGGUACUUUUAUCUUGCAACAUAGAGAUUUUAGUGUCUCUAAUUCUGAGCAGAUGUGCAAUUGACCAAAACCUCUACUCCAUCUUCCGAUGUAGAGUGUCAAACGGAAGCCAAUCUCCGAAGAAAAUUCAGGACUUAACUAUAAUUAAAAGCAGUGGACAAAAACCAGGAGACGUGAUACAGCUUAAAUGCACCGGAGAAGUUAAAAGCAUAAAUGGCCUUCCAAGUCAAAAUAUUAGAUGGUGCAAGAAUAUCUCUGGAAAAUUUACUGAAAUAUCGCUACAAGAACCUCCAAAUAUCGUACCAGUAUUUAGAAGCAAAGAUCGAUGCAAACAUAUACAAAAAUCUGAGAUCUUUUACCACAUCAUGCAAAGUGAUGCAUACCUAGAAAUUAUGUGUGAAUCAGGCUACGACGAAUACACGAGUGAAUGUGGAAAAGGAAGUGCAAAUUCGACGUUAUUCAUAAAAACAAAAACUUUGACUGAAGCAAAUGGACAGUGGAAAUUAUCUCCCAUCUUGAUAUACGACGACAAUGGGGUUGUUGACGAACAAAAUUUCACCACUCACGGAUUUGGAAGAACAAUUCAUUUAUUUUGUAGCGCUUCCUCAUUCACAUCUAACGGACAGACGAUAAACUGGUGCGGUAAGAAGAGAUACACUGAUAACUGGACAAAAAUUGUCACACAAGAAGACGAAAUAAAUCUAUCAACAAAUAAAAGUGGUGGGGAAAUGAUAAUGUUCAGUCGAAUAACCUAUCAUAUAACGGAGUUCGACAAGGUUGUUCAUUUUUUCUGUGAAGUUUCUACUUCCUCUUACAGUCCCUGUGGAUCAGGAUUAAGUUUUUCAAGACUUACAAAUCGCCUCUCUUUGAUUUCAGCCCAUCAAACAGCUCAACAAAGGAAGCCUUCUGAUAGGGAUAGUGCUACCUCUGUAGUCGUUUUAUCCUUCUUUCUGUGUUUGAUUUUAAUCACAAUAAUUAUUCUUGUGAUAGUAAUCUGCAGAAGAGGAGAAUUGACAAUAUUUGGAGUUGUGAUCAAGAUUGAAAGGAGCAACAACCGAUUUCAACUGCCAGAGGACGUGGACAAUGUAAACUCAGUGCAGUCUCAAUCAAAGGCCCCAAAAAGUAUAUCACAAUCAAGCAAACGAUAUAUUGAAGAGCCAAUUAAACAAAAUUCUGAGAUUGGUGAACAGAAGACAGAGUGA
Saccostrea cuccullata (small rock oyster) is the source of this 1347-nucleotide messenger RNA. RefSeq lists its product as uncharacterized. Lineage: Eukaryota; Metazoa; Mollusca; Bivalvia; Ostreida; Ostreidae. Bases 1 to 1347 code for a protein of 448 amino acids. The record is from RefSeq and is a predicted model, not a curated record. The transcript has 11 exons.